Molecule: messenger RNA, 4103 nt
Organism: Pyricularia grisea
Lineage: Eukaryota; Fungi; Ascomycota; Sordariomycetes; Magnaporthales; Pyriculariaceae
Exons: 3
Coding region: 1441-2625 (394 amino acids)
Biological process (GO): regulation of transcription by RNA polymerase II
Cellular component (GO): nucleus
Molecular function (GO): DNA-binding transcription factor activity, RNA polymerase II-specific; RNA polymerase II cis-regulatory region sequence-specific DNA binding
Source: RefSeq, a predicted model, not a curated record
CUGCACAACAUCAAAAACCCAAUUGGUACCUACACAACCAACAUCUACAAGGGCCACCACAGUAGGGCUUGAACAUUUCAUCCCAAUUUCGAAGGGACAAGAACUUGGGUUCAAUAGACGAGACGAAACGGGCGGACCGCAAAACCUUGAUCGCCAUUCUUCCAGCUUGUCCGCCUCAACCUACAAGCAUCUUCGCAGCAUCCACGAGCAAGGUCUUUCGGUCUGCAACUCCACAACUAUCUUUUUUCCUCCCUGGUAUGGGAUACGCUUAUGCUACCCACUCAUAAAUUCUUAACAAACCGGUACAUCGACUGCACCGUCCCGAGAGCAGCCAGCUAUUGCUUGCUUCGACUUGGCCAGCGUUUAUCCUGACAGCACCACCAAUUUGGUAGACUGGGUCUAUAACAAGAAAAGAGCACCUCUUGUGAAACGGAUCAGCGCCGAGUUAAAUGGACAUAUCUCGUGGCAUAUCCAUGCCCAUUAACAACGCUCCUUCAGCAUCAUCAUAACAACGGCUCCACGCGCUCGCAUCACCACCACCCAUUUUCGUCCGUCGCUCCUUUUCCCCCAGUACCCUCGUAUCACUCAAAUCAAGCCUCGAGAAUCAGUAGGCAGACCGCCUUUGCAGAUCUCCUGCUCCUUUUGGUUUUCGCUCACGGCACCUCACAACAUCGGCCUGCCGUUUAAAAAAAAAAAAAAUACCAAACGACUAGCUGCACGCCCACCCUGCUCAUAGAGAGAGGACCCUAGCCUGAUUGUUCCCCCCCUCUGUCCUGUCAACCACUUCUGUCACCACCCUUCUUCCUUUUACAUCCCAUCAUCACCCACGGUCCACCCCUGGUUAUUUUCCUUCGUGGACCCCAGGCCCGCCCCUUUACUACCAUAGGUCGGCAUCGAGAUAGGACAUCUCACUGCCGAUCAGUUUUUGCUUGGAGCUUGUCAGAAGGCACAAAGGGUCCCCACCUGUCCCGCUGACCACAGAGGGUCGACAACGUUUUAAAGCGGAACAGUCAGUCAGUGACAUCCACCGGAACUGGCCAACCCUGCCCUGCUCGCGGAGGGUUGCAGCGCUACUCCAGCAUACAUCCCAUCCACCACAUAUUGCCGUUGUCUUGGUGCCCUUCGCAAAGACUUAAGGAUCGCUGAUCCCGCCGACCACAUACGCGGAUCUCCUUCCAGCCCUUGCCCUUCAUCAACCCAAAGGACGCUACUAAACCGACCAUCUCUUGUCUCACGCUCUUUUGCAUCUGAUCAGCGUCCACAAAGCUUCUAGAUCCAGGAGCUAUUCAUCGUCAUCACCACUGCAGCAGACAUCUCGCUGGCAUCUAGACCGCCUCUGCGCUCCUGAAGCCGAACACACUGGGCCCCCCCAUCCAUCCUCUGGUAUACAAUACACAACCGGUAGCACGAAACCUCGACGAGUAACACAUACAGACCACCAUGACGAUGACGUUAGACAGCAACCCCCAACGCUUCGGCUCCCUCAACUACGACCCUUACUCCCCUCAUCAACCUCAGUUCACCAACCCAUGGGCAGCACCGCCCACGUCUGGUGUAAAUGCCUCGAGCAGUAUCUACUCCGGAAGCUCACAGGGUGGCCUGAACCCAAACCCACUUAGCCUCGACAGCUUGACGAAGCACUCUCACCAGCCUCCGGUGCCGCAGCAUGUCAACCGUAGCAGCGCCGGUAGCGCAACCUCACUGGCAUCGUAUGGAUCGGUGCCAGUCCCAUCGUCUUCUGCCAAUAGCCCACACAGUAUGGCCCACCUUGCCGCCCACUCAUCAACGGGACAACAAGACUUACUUUCAUCAUCUCAAGAUCUCCUUAGCCUCGGCCGUCUGGCCCCUGUGAACAGCCUUCCGUCUACGACGGGAUACGCAGAAACUCCAUACACAACCGCCGCACCAAUCCACCCAUCAUACGUCGCUACCUCGCAGGCACCAUACGAGAGCCUUGGCCGCUAUGCGCACUCUAUGCAACACAGCAUGGCCAUUCCCAGCGAGGCAGACCACGCGGCGCGCAGGUAUUCUCAAUCACUCCACCAAGACGAGAGGACUCGCUUUGCAGAUGCCUUGGAAGCUAGCCAGGGUAUGCUGUCGAUGAGCCAAGAGACACCCCGUAACAUCUAUGGCCCCAAUGCGACGACGCGUGCUCGCAGCUCAGCCGAUUCGUAUGGCUUUCCCUCGACGCAUUCGAACUCGAGCAGCGUUUCCUCGACUAGUGGUUUCGGGUACUACGGUGGAUCCAUUGACUCGAGCGUUAGCGACUAUUCUACCGCCGGGUCAGACGUUGAGUCAUUAGCUAGUAGGACGCUCCCUAGGCCCCAAGGCCUGAUGACCAGCCAUGUGCCUCCGGCGCCCUCGACCAUGAUGGGUCAAUUCAGCUCCAAGGUGUCAAACAGCUCGCAAAAGAAGCACAAGUGCAAGGUUUGCGAUAAGCGCUUCACAAGGCCAAGCUCACUUCAAACACAUAUGUACAGCCACACAGGCGAAAAGCCCUUCCAAUGCGAGGUUGAAGGUUGCGGCCGUCACUUUUCUGUCGUCUCCAAUCUUCGGAGACAUCGCAAGGUACACAAGGGUGACGCAAGGUCCGAGGCUGGUUCCGAGGACCAUCACUCUGACUAAAACUUCAAGCCUUGGUCACAACAAGAUGUUGCCCGCACGUCACGGCCAACGACGAACCGAAACGACAUAGACCUUCGAAUUUUGCAACUGUUUUCUCGCAACGGGGGGGCACCUCGAGUGUCCCCGGUAUAGACUGGCCACGGCCUUACACACUCGCUACAACAUUUAAUUCACGUCUAUCACUACUAAUCACUUUUAUGCUUUUACUUAUUUUUACCCCUUAUUAUAUUUUGUUGACACAAAAUUCCUGCGUCACACUCGAUCUCGAAACACGACCUGCCACGAAGGUGGGAACAGGCUGAAGCGAUGCCUCAGUGUAUAUCAACAAAGCGUCACUUUUCCUGUCCAAGGGCGGGUUGGACCAGGAGUCGGAAAAUGUCUUCACGUGUACAAAAAAAGAUGGACUGGAUGUUUUCGAGGCAUUGCGCCCGUGGGCUCUCGCUGCUCACGCUCCUUCCUGUCAAUCGCUUUUCCUGUUACGAUGUUUCUUCUCCGCGUUUUCUGUCGAUUUUUCCUGUUGUUCGGAUACCCACUCAGUUUUGUUCUGAGCCGACGGUUUAUCUUUCUCUGGUCUCAAGCUCUUGGUUUCUACCACUGCGAGCCUUGCAAGAAGACGGCAACUUGGGACUCAAAAAGGCGUUUAUGUGGCGUUGAUGGUUUGCGUUUUCUGUCUGCGGGUUUCUUGGGUCAGGCGUUCAUGGGGUACCUAGGCGGCCAAGAGCCAGUCGACGGUGCGCUUUUUUUGUCUUGUUUUUUUUUUUUUUAAGGGGGUCCCACCUGUCCUGCUUGGCCAGGUUCAAGAGGCUCUCAUCGCGUGCGAUUUGGGUUUGUUUCCACUUAUGUCUUGUUGUUUUUCUUGCAAACAAAAAAAAACCCACUCACUAUAGGGUACAUCAGUCUCUCGUUGCAACGAUCAGAUGGAACCACUAGCGCUCGCUUAUAACUUCUAAUGGCUCCGAAACUUUGCGGGGCUUUUUUCUUCAAUAUUCUACACACUCGCUCGGCGAGGUUGGGAAUAAUAUUGUACUAUCACCAUCAGCAGGCAAACCCAUGAAGAACCGCCUAAACAAAAAUGCUCAUUAUACCCGCCUACCACUACAACCUUAUUACUUAGUUUUGUUUAGAUAGCUGGAGAAGAUUGACAUCUUCUCAAGAGACAGAAUAGAUCAAAACAAUUUUUCUCAAUCGCAUUUUGCAAGAGUUUGUGACCAAAAAAUAAACAAAUAAAUAAACCCCGUCAUCACAGCCAUCUUUCCCUGACGAUAUAUUUAGCACAUGUUAAAAAAAGGGAAAUUGUCGAUCAUUUGCAAGAGGGGAUCUGCAAAGGUACUAAGCAGCGGCGCUCGGCUGUGAAAGUUGCAAGAACAAAAAAAAAAAGCCUUGCCGCACCGUUCGUUGACCAUUUGCGACAAGGACGGACGCGAUCUCGGGAAGGGGGCGAGUUAAUUCACUCGACACAGAUGAUUCACCCCGCCGGC